UGAUGGCAGCCGUGGCAAUAGCCAACAUAGUGAAGAGCUCACUGGGACCAGUUGGACUCGAUAAAAUGCUCGUAGAUGACGUCGGAGAUGUAAUAAUAACGAAUGAUGGUGCCACGAUCCUGAAACAGUUGGAAGUAGAGCAUCCUGCAGCAAAAGUGAUUUGCGAGCUUGCAGAACUGCAAGAUCUCGAGGUUGGAGAUGGAACCACGUCAGUGGUGAUUAUUGCUGCAGAGUUGCUGAAGAAUGCUGAUGAGUUAGUAAAAUGCAAAAUCCACCCUACUUCAAUAAUAUCUGGAUACCGGUUAGCGUGCAAGGAGGCAUGUAGGUUCAUUCAAGAUCACCUGACAAUCAGUACAGACGAGCUGGGAAAAGAUUGCAUUGUCAAUGCUGCCAAAACUAGCAUGUCAAGCAAGUUAAUUGGACCAGACUCAGAUUUCUUUGCCAACAUGGCUGUUGAAGCAGCAAUGGCAAUUAAGACAGUAGAUUCCAAGGGAGCAGUCAAGUACCCAAUCAAGGCUAUCAACGUGCUGAAAGCCCAUGGACUUAGCUCAAGGGAGAGUGUGCUUGUGAACGGUUAUGCACUGAACUGCACAGUGGCUUCACAGAUGAUGACAAGGAAGGUUACUGGGGCCAAGAUUGCUUGCUUGGACUUUAGCCUAAUGAAAACCAAGAUGAAGCUUGGCGUGCAAAUCGUAGUUGAAGAUCCUGCAUCCCUUGAUAAAAUCAGAGAAAGGGAGCAAGACAUUACCAAAGAGCGAGUGCAGAAGAUCAUUAACGCAGGAGCUAACGUCAUUCUUCUGACUGGAGGCGUUGACGACAUCUACAUGAAGUACUUUAUCCAGGCAGGCGCAAUGGCUAUCCGUCGAUGCAAGAAGCAAGACAUGAAAAGAAUUGCGAAAGCCACUGGAGCGGUGAUGAUGCCCACGUUGGCUAACCUGGAGGGAGAGGAGAGCUUCGACGCGACGAUGCUGGGACACGCGGAGGAGGUCGCGCAGGAGAAGGUCUGCGAUGACGAGCUCAUCAUCAUCAAGAGCCCGAAGGCACGGACGGCGAGUUCGAUCAUCCUGCGCGGUGCGAAUGACUACAUGUGUGACGAGAUGGAACGCUCGCUGCACGACGCUCUAUGCGUCAUCAAGCGCGUGCUCGAGUCGAAGAGCGUCGUCCCCGGCGGCGGGGCGGUGGAGGCCGCACUCUCCAUCUACCUGGAGAACUUCGCCACGUCUCUGGCAUCACGUGAGCAGCUAGCUAUCGCAGAAUACGCUAACUCCCUACUGGUCAUCCCUAAGACCUUGGCCGUGAAUGCCGCAAAAGACUCGACCGACCUUGUCGCAAAGCUGCGAGCGUAUCACAACGCCGCUCAAACGAAGAAAGAGCAUGCGACCCUGAAAUGGACUGGACUGGACCUGUACGAGGGAGUCGUGAGAGACAGCGUGAAAGAUGGCGUCCUGGAACCGGCCAUAUCCAAGGUCAAGAGCCUCAAGUUUGCCACCGAGGCAGCCAUCACCAUCCUGCGCAUAGACGAUAUGAUUAAGUUAGCAGCUGGUCCCAACGAAAACCCAGAACAUAGCUAUGCUAACGCACAGAGGUCCGGGGCUCUAGAUGGUUAAGCGUCUAAUGUCGCAGAUUUUUUCCCGACAGCACACGUCAGCGUUUGUUUUUUGUAACGUAUUUCAAUUGAACCCGAGUGUCGCAUUCGAUCACAGAUUUUGGCACACUGACCAGGUAGCCGCACUGCGUGACUUGUUUCGGUGAUGAUUUUCACGCGUUACAGAGGUGAAGCCGUCAUUCGAAGGUGGCCAAAAUCACUUGCUGUGUUACGUGACUGCGUUUGAUAUUUCAUCGGAAAAUGUGUGUUCGUUCUCUCGCAAAACUGCAAACAUAGCUUCAUAUGGUUGUCAAAUGUGUGGAAGUAUCAUAAUGACGCCGCAAUACAAGAUAAUACAUUGUUGAUUACAAAAAAAAAGGUAGGGCGAAUGCUAUGGGGUAAAUAAAAGAAGCAGUUCUUUAAAUUAAAUUCCAAUAUUUCACACUCACUAGGUGGAAAUAUUUAGAGUGUAUGAGAUAAUUACUGAUAUGUUAUAACGUACAUAACAUUUGCCCAAUGCACAAAUUCAAUUUGGCUGUUUAUUUGCAUAAUGUGAUUAUUUUCAUCUUGGAAACUGUUCCUUAUCUGCUGUCAUGUUUGCAUCUGAGAAUAAAAACCAAGUGCAUAAGUUUUGUCAAAA
Molecule: messenger RNA, 2225 nt
Organism: Priapulus caudatus
Lineage: Eukaryota; Metazoa; Priapulida; Priapulimorpha; Priapulimorphida; Priapulidae
Product: T-complex protein 1 subunit alpha-like
Biological process (GO): protein folding
Cellular component (GO): chaperonin-containing T-complex
Molecular function (GO): ATP binding; ATP-dependent protein folding chaperone; ATP hydrolysis activity
Source: RefSeq, a predicted model, not a curated record